AUGUCGACCACUGCGCGUUCCGCUGCCGUGCUGCCGCCCGCACCAUGGAAGCAGCUCUUCAAUGAUCAUAUCUCUAAGAUGAAGUCACCGGAAUUUGUGCUGGGUACAUUGGAUGCUGCUUCUGAGGAUUCACCAACACCCUACGUCCCACGUGUCCGUUACUGCAUCUUCCGUGGCUUCUGGGCCGAGCUGCCCGAAAACAAGCACAACGAUGCGGAGCGUAAUGCUCCAAUCUUUGCGAGCGACUGUCCUACUUUCACGACCGAUGUGCGCAUGGAGAAGGUUGGACAGAUCUUUGCGACAAGUGCAGGGCACGCAGAGAGCAGGGAGCAGAUUCAGGGUAGCGGUGGUGGAGGACCUGUAGAAGCCGUAUACUGGAUCACAGAGACAGGUACGCAAUGGCGGAUCAAGGGCCGAGCAUACGUUAUCGCGGAUGAUAUUGAAGGAGGGGAAGAAAGUAGCGGAGUACGUACCGUGAAGAGCGAAGUAGGAAAGAGAAUGCGCGUGCUUGAGGAAGGCAAGGAAGGAGAUUGGAGCUGGCAGAGGGAACUCACCGGAUUUUUCGGCAACCAAUCCCCUGGAAUCAAGGAACCCUUCGACGACAAGCACCUCGCGCUCGGGUCGAAGACGGAUGGCCUUCACGAUCCGGUUGCGCGCAAAAAUUUUCGUCUGGUCGUCAUUGUACCGGACUCUGUGGAACAGACUGAUCUCAGUGACCCUGAAAAGGCAAGGAGAUUUAGAUACACGUUCGACGAUACUGCACGAGCGAAUGCUGGGUGGAGGACGGAGGAGCUUUGGCCCAUAGAUGCGUUCAGAGCCAAAGGGUUCAACUUUCGUAUUUGA
Messenger RNA from Parastagonospora nodorum SN15, 843 nucleotides. RefSeq lists its product as hypothetical. Gene Ontology annotation, molecular function: FMN binding. The transcript is spliced from 2 exons. The coding region runs from base 1 to 843 and encodes 280 amino acids. Lineage: Eukaryota; Fungi; Ascomycota; Dothideomycetes; Pleosporales; Phaeosphaeriaceae. The record is from RefSeq and is a predicted model, not a curated record.